Molecule: messenger RNA, 2664 nt
Organism: Anthonomus grandis grandis
Lineage: Eukaryota; Metazoa; Arthropoda; Insecta; Coleoptera; Curculionidae
Gene: Plekhm1
Product: sorting nexin-29
Exons: 7
Coding region: 1-1983 (660 amino acids)
Source: RefSeq, a predicted model, not a curated record
AUGAAUAAGCUUUUAAAAAAUAUUAGCCCAAACUCUAUCAAAAAAGAUGAUAUUAUUAAGCAGUCACUUACGACGCAUUUAUCUAAUACUGUUAAAGAGAUACAAUAUGCCGAAAUUGAAGAAAGCGGGUCUAAAACCGUUGUUGAUGCUACUGAAGCCGCUAACCAAUUAUGUUCUAUUAUUGAGGCAAUGUUUUUACAUGGAAUUAGGAGAUCGUUAACACAUAGAUUUAAGAAAGUUUUAGCCGAUAUAGACCUAAAGCCUGAAGCACCUAAUUUUUGGCCUCCUGUACUAGUAAUAUCUCAUAGUCAGAUCAUUGAUCAGAUAUCCAAGUUAACACAAAUAAACUCUGAAAUUGGCCAAUGCAGAGCUUGGGUUCGAACGGCCUUAAACGAUUCCCUACUGUCUUCUUACCUUUCUAUAAUUCGACAAAAUAGUUCUUCUAUUAAGUCUUACUAUAACAAUAAUGCAUUUAUUCGUGAUAAUGAAGUGUUAGAGGUUGCACAAAAACUCAUUGAAGGAGUAGAAUCUGUUAAAAAAUUUGAUUUGCCAACUAAUUCGAGCCUUUUAAAUAAUUGGCAACCUCAGAGCUUAGUUUUGGCCGGGAUUUGGUCGCCAACCUUAAAAAAUACCCCUCUAGCUCCAUGUGACGAUGUAGCUUCGAUAAUUGAUGAAGAGAUAAGCAAUCAAGAGGAAGCAUCCGCGUCAGAUACAGCUUCUGUUUGCUCGGCUAUAUCAUUUGGUUCACAAAUUUCAAAUUUAAAACAAGUAGCUUCUUUGUCAGAGGAUGAGGUACUAAAAAUCAUUCUCGCAAAAAAUAGAGAGGUUAAUGAAGUUACUCAAAUUUCAACAAAGGAUGAAUUAAACCAAUGUGUUGUUGAAGAUGGUAUCAAUCAUAAUAUUGGGAAUUCUCUGAAAAGGGCUGGUUGGUCAUUUGAUGAGAUUAAAGAUGAAAAGAAAACUGACCAUGAAACAGUAGAUGUAACUCGAAACAUUUCUUCUCCUAUAGAAAUGACUAAAUCCAUGGAAGCAAGUUUUUCCGAUCUUGUAGAGAAUUAUGAUCUAAUAGGGGGAAGCUACGUCAGAACUCCGGAUAUUAAAGGUCUCUGGCAAAAAUUUGAAGAUGAAAGAAAUGAGGACUCUAGACCCACCACACCAUCUUCUACAACACUUGACAAGAAAAUAUCACCUAUGAAUCCAACCAUUACUCUAAGUAGGUCUGCGUCAAUGUCUUUUUCUGCAUUGUUAUUUAGAAUCCCAUUAGAGAAAGGUCUUGAUUCUCAGGAUUUCACGUGCGCUGGUUGUAACGUCCAAUUCACUGCAGAUCAGAAGUACAACGUUUGCUAUUAUACCGGCGAAUAUUUUUGCGACAAGUGCAUGUGCCUUGAAGAAAUAACCAUCCCAGCAAGAAUAGUACAUAACUGGGAUUUCAAAACAUGCCCAGUAUCACGAAAAGCAUUUAAUUACCUUGACGAAAUAAAAGACCAUCCUGUAAUUGAUUUCAAAAUCUUAAAUCCGUAUAUUUAUCGGGUAGUAGAAGAAAUGGCGGAAUUACUAACUUUAAGAAAUCAGCUGAAUUUACUAAGAGCGUACCUCUAUACAUGUCGAAAACCUAUUAUUGAGCAAUUACAGAAACAAAUGUGGCCUAAGGAAUACAUGUAUGAACAUAUUCAUCAAUAUUCCUUGUCAGAUCUCCAUGAAAUACAAAGCGGAAACCUAGCUCAGCAGUUGGAAAAAGUAGUAAAGUUUGGUCGCGAUCAUGUUUUUAAUUGUUGGCUAUGCAGUCAAAAAGGAUUUUUUUGUGAAAUCUGUAAUGAUUCGAAAGCACUAUUCCCUUUCGACGUUGAAAGCGUAUUUAGGUGUGAUAUAUGCAAUGCAGUUUACCAUAAAAAUUGUCUUAAUUCCUUAAUACCAUGCCGAAAGUGUGAAAGAAGAAAGAAACGAGAAGAAUUACCACUUCUGCGUGCUGUAAGAAUGGAGUAAACAUUGACAAACUACUGGUUACUUUAUUUAAUUUGUUAUGUUAUUUUCCUAGUUAAGUGUUUUUAGUUUUUAAGUUUAGUUGGAUAUGGGGCCAAAUAAAACUCAAGCCUUGUCAAUGUUUCGUUUCAUGCUUUAUUGGUCACCUAAUAGCUCUUUUUGGUCUACAUUUUAUUUAACUAAUGUAUUUUGUUAGAAAAGGUAAAAUUAUUAGCAAAUUUUAUUUCAUAAAUCCAUAGUGGUGCUUGCGUAUUUAUCGAAAUCAAGUUUUCGAAUUCUCUUUCCUUGGGGAUUUUCAAGGAUUCGAUCUGCCUCGAAAAUUGUGUAAACAUGAAUAUUCUUGAGUAAUGAAGUUUUUCUUUAGAUUCUGCUGCUGCGGGAAAAUACAGAACAUUCUGGGUUUUUAAGCCCCGAGCAACAUGCACUCCUAUUGAUUUAUGUAAAAAAAACUUUCUUUUUCGUGCCAGAUUUUGUGUAAUAUAGAAUAUUAUUUCAUUAAUUUUUAUGGUUGUGUUUAGAUCAUAAAAACAGUUUAGGAAUGUAAAGGGGAUGUUUUUUUUUAAAUUUUUGGAUAAAAUCGCUGUAAUAUAAUGAUAAUUUCUGAAUGUGAUUGUGGAAUUUAAUAUUCUAAUUAACUUUGUAGAAUUUUACAGAAAUAUUAAAAGGAACGCAUAUUUUACCAAA